GUAUCUCGUGGAUAAUUCUCCAAAUUUGGUAAACUUUGCCAUAAAUGGAUAUACCGGAUGGCGGGAAAUCGAAAGGCUUGGCGACCGCUCAGGCGAAGUUUUCCCACUGAUGUGGACGAAGAGCGGAAGAAAUAACUUGUCAAAUUAUAACCUAACGCAACAUGCGCAAGGCUAGGCCAGGGAAAAGGAAGGCGCCCACCACCAGUGCACCUGUACCCGUGAAGAAGCAACCUCGUAAGCCCCGAGGAAUGGUUGAAUUGCCACCAGGAAUCGUCUUGACGGAUCUUACCAAGAAAAAGUGGCGGUUGGGAAGGUUGUUAGCAUGGGGUGGCUUUGGAGCACUUUACUUAGCUUCCCCUGACAGUGGAUCACCUGUUAAUGAAACUGCUGAACAUGUUGUUAAAGUGGAGCCACAUGCAAAUGGCCCUUUAUUUACAGAACUUGCAUUUUAUCAGCGUGUGGCUAAACCAGAACUAAUAAAAAGCUGGUGUCAGUCACGGCAUCUAAAACAUCUUGGUGUCCCAAUGUUUUUGGGAUCUGGAUCAUUUGAACAUGGCUCCAGGAAGCUGCGAUUUCUAGUUCUGGAGCGGUUUGGGAAGGACGUUGACGAGCUUUUCCUAAGCAAUGACCGAAAGUUUGAUGUGACAACAGUGUUGAUGCUUGGUCUAAGAGUUAUUGAUGCUCUGGAGUACAUCCACUGUCACGAAUAUACCCAUGGAGACAUUAAAGGCUCAAAUCUCAUGAUGGGAUUCUCAAAGUCAAAAUCUGGUCAAGUAAGUGACAUCUGCACAUGUUGACAAUUCCUGGUGCCUGAUAAGAACCUUGUAGAAAUGAAUUAAACUGUUUGUUUUUGCAAAUCAUUUUUGCUUUGGUUAUAUUUGCAUACAAGACUGACUUGCAGAGCUGUGUGAGCUUAUCACACUCAGUUUCUUUAGCAUGACAUGAUCAGGUUUUAAUUUCCUUUGUGCAAUGAGAAA
Molecule: messenger RNA, 977 nt
Organism: Stylophora pistillata
Lineage: Eukaryota; Metazoa; Cnidaria; Anthozoa; Scleractinia; Pocilloporidae
Product: serine/threonine-protein kinase VRK1
Biological process (GO): protein phosphorylation
Molecular function (GO): protein kinase activity; ATP binding
Source: RefSeq, a predicted model, not a curated record